Molecule: messenger RNA, 708 nt
Organism: Paramuricea clavata
Lineage: Eukaryota; Metazoa; Cnidaria; Anthozoa; Malacalcyonacea; Plexauridae
Source: the annotation of a GenBank genome assembly
AUGGUCGUCUCAGAUGCACUCAGCAGGGCCUACCUCAACAAUCAAUCAACUGAAAUUGAUCAACCUGAUUUGAUUCACUGUAUCCAAUUCCCUUUCGACAACCUUCCCAUCAGCGAUGCUCGCCUGACUGAAUUUCAGAAAAAGACAGCCUCUGACACUACAUUACAGCAACUCAAGGAAUACACUCUUAAAGGAUGGCCACAACAACGUGACAUUCCUCAAACAGUCAAGCCAUACUACAACAUCCGUGAUGAAAUUGUUUACAACAACGGCUUACUUCCUCAAAGGUCAACGCAUCAUCAUCCCAUCAUCACUGCGCAGCACCAUGAAAGCAAUCAUACACCAGGGACACACUGGCAUUGAAAGUUGCAAAAGAAAAGAUAUGAUCAACACGCUAAAGAUCUACCUGAUAUCCAACCAGGAACUGUUGUUCGAAUCCGUGCAAAGGAAGAUGAGAAAUGGAAUCAACUUGGUAAAGUCGUGGAGAAGUGUGCCGAGCCACGGUCCUAUCGUCUCCUCAAUGACAAAGGAAACAUUGUGAGACGCAACCGCGGCCACCUUAUCCCGUGUAAGGACAGAUUCCAGAUCCGGAAUGACUUUGAUUAUGAUGAUCUAGAAGUGACAACCCGACCCAGUUCUCCAGAAUCACCAAACGAAAUCGUCACAAGAUCUGGUCGAGUCGUUCGAAAAUCGACUAGAUAUAGCUAG